GCCGCCCCGGCUGCUCCCUGCGGUGCUCCCUUAUCUCCCGGCCGCGGCGGGGGAGUCCCGGUUCCUCCCUCCCACGUCAGUGUUGUAGCCCCCGGUGCCCGCGGCCCGUUCCCUGGGGGCCUCCGGCACGGCGGAGCGCUCCCGGCACUUCCAUCGCGGAGCUGCGCUCUGUGGUAAUGGUGGAGAGGAGUCAUGGUGGAAAACAGGGCCCAGCGCUGCGCUCAGCGCGUCACGGCCCGAGUGGCUGAAAAAAGCCGAGCAGGAAAAGCGUGCCUUCGUUCUGCUGAUGCUUGGGGUGCGCUUAGGGCUUUAAGUUAAGCGUGGAAGUCAGCAGAAAGCGUAGCAAACAUGAGGGUGGUCGGGGAGCUGUAAGCACUGCUGUGCAGGCAGGGUUUGGAGUAGAGCAGCCGGUAUCUGUAAGGAGAUAAAAUAGCGCCUGAGCUGAGACAGACACCCAGAACGUGCUCAGGAUUAGGGCUGUUUCCUUCCAUCUUUAAAUGUGAACUUAGAAUUUUCGUGGAAGGACUUGGUGGUACCAGCAGUUCCUGUAGCUGCUCGUUUGGAGGUUCUCUCAUGCCUGUUUACAGCUACUCCGCAAUGUUGAAAAGAAAAACAGCCGUUCAGAUUACAAGGAUGUACGUUUGUUAACUGUGGCAAGGGAGAUUUAUCAUUUCCAGCGAGGACGUACAGUUUAGAUGUGCUGAAUCCAAAUACUCUUUUUGACCUUUGGUCUAUGUUAAACAUUGGGAAUUCUAGAAAUUGAAGCUUGCUUUAUUAACAGAGGUGUUGUUCUGUGAGGCACUGCGUUCUUAAUUUUUGUAAUGAAAUGCUUUCCGAAGAACUGCCUUUUUAAUGAACUUUUCCUCCUUUCUGCAUAUGGGCAAAACUUUCCUCAAGAGAAGGUUUCUUACUGACUUGUCUUUGUGCCUUGUUUGACGUCAUGGUCGUUUCUCUCAAAAAUAUCAAAUUUCAACAAUUUGUUUGUUAGUUCUUCAAAUAUCUCAAAGUCUUCAUUUUGAAUGCUGAUCUUUUUUAGUUGAGGUUUUGUUGGUUGGUGUCCGGAGGGCAGUGGCUGCCAGCGUGUGUUCUUUGAGGUGUGCAUUGCAUUUCCUCUGGUCAGCUUUUGUGCUUUUCUUAACGGGAUGCGUGGAAGUGAUCUCUGAACUGGCUGGACAAUCCCAACGAAAGGAGUAAAAUCCAUAUCUGUGGGUGUAUUAAGCUGUUCUGUAAAAACUUAAAAGGCUUUCUGCCCCUCUUGGAAGCCCUCUGUUUUUUUUUGCUGGUGUUUCAGAAAGGAAUUAGUAUUUCUUUAAAAUUCUUUGGAAAAUGUUAGUAUAUGGAGCUUCUUUGUAAAAUGCAUAGUUAAAUCAUUACAGUGAAGAUGGUGUUUAAAAACGAAAACACCUCCAAGAUCUGAAAGACACAGGGAACUAAUCCACAGCAUGAGAGUCCAAAUUCUCUGAAAAUAUUCCUGAAGAGUAAGGAGUUCUUCAACGUAUCUCUUGUUGAAGUAAGUGUGUCAACGUGGACCUGUUUAGAAAUAAGUUCCCUUUCUCUUAAGGCAGUUUUAAGUUCAACUGAUUUUUUGGUAGAGAAAAAAAAAUUCAUUUAUUUGCCUUUCAGUUGGUUCUGAAAAGUCGAUACUGUUACAGGAGCUGAACUCCUAUCAGUCUGUGGCAAGGGCAAACUCUCUUCUCAUUGACACCUAUAUAUCACCAAAAUCCCCACAAUGGCAUUACAUAAAUAUAUGGGAAACAUUAGAAAUCUGGUAACAGGAUUUGAGCUGGCUGCUCUCGAAGAGGAAAGGGCAAGUGUUAAACGUUGAGAAUAUACUGCUUGGUGUUGACUUGGGGGGGUUGUACCUGGAAGUGAGUGAACUUUGGCCAUCGCCAAGUGAACCAUAGUUUCUGUCAGUGAGUUGCUCACAGGCAGUUAGUUUAAGGAGGGAGAGGAGAUCUAAGGUUUUAAUUCCUGAAGAGGAUUGCUGUCUUCUCCUGUAAAGCAUCCAGUGGGUGUUUUGGCAAAACAUAGUCUGGAUAGAAUUAUAUAUUCUAAUAUAUCACCGAGUUUUUCUCUUGUUGAUAACUUUUCUGGAAUUUUAAGUAGGCUGCAGAUAUUCCCAGUGGCAUGAAUGUUCAGUGAAAAAAAAUGGAUUGGAAUAUCACCUCUAAUGGUCGCUAAAGGCUUUCCUUCAUAUAGAAUUUGAUGUGUGGUAUAAGGAGAUUCACAUGUGACAGAUAUUAUGGAAUGUAGAAAUAAGCAAGUCUGCUCUGUAAAGAGGAUUUAUUUUAAUUUCAAGUCAUCGUUGCUGAAUGAUGCAAAGCUAUUAUGAUUUCUAAGCCUUUAAUGAAGCUAGUUUUGUAAAUGAUGGCUACUGAAGAGAAAUGAAUAAAAGAUUCUAGUCUUUGCAGAGAAUACUUUAAUGCUUGCAAUUUGAUGACGUGAUCCAGUCAGGAUGCUUUCAGAGCUGCAUAACUUGAGAAGGAAGGCUUGAAAAAGUUACCUCUUUGCAAAGCAAACAAACAGCUAAUCUGCAUAAAUGACACAUAACAGAGAUCAUUUAAAAAAAGACACAAUCUCUGCAGUCAACCUUAAGAGCAUGUCAAUAUCAAGGACUCUUUAAUUUAGUCAUUAAAUUGAUUUUUUUUUUUUAAGGUUUGUGAAUUCAAUCCACAGUGGACUGUAUUGCCUCAGUUUGAGGAAGCUCUACAUAACAAGUUGCCUUAUUUUUAUUUUAUUUUUAAGAUCUCAUCUGUAGAGAAGCUUUUGAGCCCUAUCAGAGUUGCUCCGUUUCUCAUUCUCACACAAGAUCUGUUUGCAAGCCUGUCCUUUGCAUGAGCCUCACAAGGGAGCUGGCAAGGAGGCCUGAGCAGAGCAGGCCUGGCAUGGAACCAUCAGGCUGCUGCUUCUGUUCAGAGCUGCGUCUGCUGCUGCUCUUCUCUUCCUGGGCAGCUGCCUGGGGGAGCAGAGUUCAAGCCCUCAGCCCUUGCUUUCUUUGGCAAGGGCUGGUACUUGCAUAUCCCAUGUCUUUAUAAUGCCCUGUGCCCACUGGUGUGCAGCUCUGAUGGGAAACGCUCUCAACCUCAUGUUGAACUUUUCUAUUCAAAGAAAACAGAGUUAUCAUGGAAUGAGCCACAUUCUCACCGUGCUGCUUGAAAAUUGGGGCAUCUAGCUGGGGAGGAGGUACUGAAUUUUUUUCUCCCUUGCUCAAGGAAUUGUGCCUUGAUUUGAUCCAAUACCUGAUUAGUAAAAAUGCACAAAUGAACAUUGCAAAUGAGGGAGAAUCCAAGUCAUCUACUUGGACAGCUGAAGACAAGGCUGAAGUUGUCUUUGAGAGCUACUUAGUGCUUUUGUGCAAGGAAUGGCUUCAGCUGGAGAGAUGGAAAUUGCCCCUAUCUGUACCUGUGUGUUUGGCUGCUUUUUUGGAAGAUGGAAAUGUGGAUUUAAAGUAUUAAAAAGGAAUUAAGUUUGUAUCUCUGUGUGGGUGAGAAAUCUAGUUGGUGAAUUAAGAUGUAAGGCAAUGCCAGCCACUAACUGAAGAGCGUCCCUUUCUCUACUUCUGUGUCAUGUUCUUGUACUUCUGAUGUGGAGCAGUGAAUGUCUCCUCCUGCUGUUAGGCCUCUGAGCUCUGGAUAUGAACGGAUUUGAGAAUGAAGCAUUGUCAGCACUGUUUCCAGUUAGCUCUUCCAGACAGUGCGGAGCUCAGCAUCCUUUGCAGCACUCCAGAGCCUCUCCUUGCAGCUUGGUUCUGACUGCCUUCAGGUUGGCAGAUUGGGAAGGCAGGCAGAGCAAACAGGUAACUACUGAGCCUGGCCGAGUUAACGUGCAAAUUUGAACCUUUUUCCAAAUACAAACAUUAAUGAAAUGUAUCUGCAUUUCAGAUAAAAAGUAUCUCAGUCCUGUUUACUAGAAAAUGGUCUGGAGGUCCUAAAGUUCCCAUGGGAGAGGAGGACAGUAAUAGAAGUACCAUUACUUGGCUGCCAAAACGUAGUACAGUGAAAUAAUGGUCUUCUAGCCUGCUAAGCAACUGUCCAGCUUCCACAAUGCCUGUGCAGGCAGCUCAGUGGACAGAAUUUCUGUCCUGCCCAAUCUGCUACAACGAGUUUGAUGAGAAUGUGCACAAACCCAUCAGCUUAGGUUGCUCUCACACUGUCUGUAAGACCUGCCUGAACAAGCUUCAUCGCAAGGCAUGUCCUUUCGACCAGACUGCCAUCAAUACAGACAUCGAUGUGCUUCCUGUAAACUUUGCACUCCUCCAGUUAGUUGGAGCCCAGGUACCUGAUCAUCAGACAGUAAAGUUGAGUAAUGUAGGAGAGAACAAACAUUAUGAAGUAGCAAAGAAAUGUGUUGAGGAUUUAGCACUCUACUUAAAGCCAUUAAGUGGAGGAAAAGGUGUUGCUAGCUUGAAUCAGAGUGCACUGAGCCGUCCAAUGCAAAGGAAGCUUGUGACACUGGUGAAUUGUCAGCUGGUAGAGGAAGAGGGUCGAGUUAGAGCUAUGAGAGCAGCUCGAUCACUGGGCGAGAGAACUGUUACAGAAUUGAUCUUGCAGCACCAAAAUCCUCAGCAGCUUUCUGCCAAUCUUUGGGCUGCUGUCAGGGCACGAGGAUGUCAGUUUCUAGGGCCAGCUAUGCAAGAGGAGGCACUGAAACUUGUAUUACUGGCACUGGAAGAUGGCUCCGCACUCUCAAGAAAAGUUCUGGUACUUUUUGUGGUGCAAAGGCUAGAACCAAGAUUUCCUCAGGCCUCUAAAACAAGCAUUGGUCAUGUUGUGCAGCUACUGUAUAGAGCAUCAUGCUUUAAGGUGACGAAAAGGGAUGAAGAUUCUUCUCUGAUGCAACUUAAAGAAGAGUUUCGGAGUUACGAGGCUUUGCGGAGGGAACAUGAUGCCCAAAUUGUUCACAUUGCCAUGGAAGCAGGACUUCGAAUAUCACCAGAACAGUGGUCUUCCCUUCUUUAUGGUGACUUGGCACAUAAAUCUCACAUGCAGUCCAUUAUCGACAAGCUCCAAUCUCCAGAGUCUUUUGCAAAGAGCGUGCAAGAAUUGACGAUCGUCUUGCAGCGCACAGGCGAUCCUGCAAACUUAAACAGGCUGAGACCUCAUUUAGAGCUCCUGGCAAACAUAGACCCAAAUCCAGAUGCAGCAUCUCCAACAUGGGAGCAGCUGGAAAAUGCAAUGGUGGCUGUAAAGACGGUGGUACAUGGGCUGGUGGAUUUCAUUCAAAAUUACAGUAGAAAAGGCCACGAAACUCCACAGCCACAACCAAAUAGCAAAUACAAAACAAGUAUGUGCCGAGACCUUCGACAGCAAGGGGGAUGUCCAAGAGGAACCAACUGUACAUUCGCUCAUUCUCAGGAAGAGCUUGAAAAAUAUCGCUUGAGGAACAAAAAAAUCAGUGCAACAGUGAGAACAUUCCCCCUUCUAAAUAAAGUUGGCGUUAAUAGCACCGUCUCAACCACUACAGGAAGCGUAAUUUCUGUCAUAGGAAGCCCUGAAGCAACAGUGAAGAUGGUGCCAAGUACUAAUGGAAUAGCUAAUUUAGAAAGUGGUGUUCCCCAAUUGAUCCCUCGCUGUGCAGACACCUCCCUAAGAGCUUUGGAGAACACCAAGAAGGCAGGGAAGAGUGGAGCCAAUGGCCAGAAUGUUUCUGGAUCCCCUACAGAAUCACUACCUGAAAAUAAAAUUGGUUCUCCACCCAAGACUCCUGUAAGCCAGGCAGCAGCUACCUCAGCUGGUCCUCCUAAUAUUGGAACAGAAGUUAAUUCUGUGCCUCCAAAAUCCAGCCAGUUUGUUCCCAGAGUACCUGUUUACCCUGCACAUUCUGAUAACGUUCAGUAUUUCCAAGAUCCCAGAACUCAGCUGUCGUAUGAAGUUCCACAGUACCCACAGACAGGAUACUAUCCACCACCUCCAACAGUACCAGCUGGCGUGGCUCCUUGUGUUCCUCGCUUUGUGAGGUCCAAUAAUGUUCCAGAAUCCUCCCUCCCACCUGCUUCCGUGCCAUAUGCCGAUCAUUACAGUACGUUUCCACCUCGAGAUCGACUGAAUUCUCCUUACCAACCUCCUCCUCCGCAGCCGUAUGGACCAGUUCCUCCUGUCCCUUCUGGAAUGUAUGCUCCAGUUUAUGACAGCAGGCGCAUCUGGCGCCCACAGAUGUACCCACGGGAUGAUAUUAUUAGGAGCAAUUCUUUACCUCCCAUGGAUGUGAUGCACUCAUCUGUCUAUCAGACAUCAUUACGUGAGAGAUACAACUCUUUGGAUGGGUAUUACUCUGUGGCUUGUCAACCUCCAAAUGAACAGAGGACUGUGCCUUUACCAAGGGAGCCUUGUGGUCACUUGAAGACUGGGUAUGAUGAACAAUUACGACGGAAGCCAGAACAGUGGGCACAAUAUCACACACAGAAAACUCCUCUUGUAUCAUCAACCCUUCCUAUGGCAACACCAUCUCCAACACCACCUUCUCCUCUCUUCAGUGUAGAUUUCAACACAGAGUUCUCUGAGAGUGUCAAUGAUUUGAGUGGAACUAAAUUUGAGGAAGAUCAUCUCUCUCACUAUUCACCAUGGUCUUGUGGCACUAUUGGCUCUUGUAUAAAUGCUAUCGACUCAGAGCCCAAGGAUGUGAUUGCCAAUUCAAAUGCCGUGUUAAUGGAUUUGGACAGCAGUGAUGUUAAAAGGAGAGUACAUUUAUUUGAAACUCAGAGAAGGGCAAAGGAAGAAGAUCCUAUAAUCCCAUUUAGUGAUGGACCGAUCAUUUCCAAGUGGGGUGCAAUCUCCAGGUCAUCCCGCACGGGUUAUCACACAACAGAUCCAAUUCAGGCCACUGCUUCCCAAGGAAGUGCAACUAAGCCCAUCAGUGUAUCAGAUUAUGUUCCUUAUGUCAAUGCUGUUGACUCAAGGUGGAGUUCUUAUGGCUCAGAUUCAGCAUCAUCAGCACGUUAUGCAGAACGGGACAGAUUCAUAGUUACAGAUUUGUCUGGUCACAGAAAGCAUUCCAGCACUGGAGAUCUAUUAAGUAUUGAAUUACAGCAGGCCAAAAGUAACUCAUUAUUACUUCAGAGAGAAGCAAAUGCACUAGCCAUGCAACAGAAGUGGAAUUCUCUAGAUGAAGGCAGUCGACUUACCUUAAAUCUUUUAAGCAAGGAUAUUGAUUUGAGGAAUGGUGAGACUGAUUAUAGUGAAGACUGUGCCGAUACAAAGCCAGAUCGAGACAUUGAAUUGGAGCUAUCUGCUCUUGAUACAGAUGAACCUGAUGGGCAGGGUGAACAAAUAGAAGAGAUUCUGGAUAUACAGCUGGGUAUCAGUUCUCAAGAUGAUCAGCUGCUCAAUGGAACAACUGUAGAGAAUGGGCAUCCACUAAAGCAGCACCAGAAAGAAUCUAUGGAACAGAAGAGACAAAGUUUAGGUGAAGACCUUGUGAUUCUGGAGGAGCAGAAAACAAUCCUGCCCGUAACUUCUUGCUUCAGUCAGCCGAUCACAACAUCUGUUAGCAAUGCAAGCUGCCUGCCCAUCAGCACAUCAGUCAGUGUUGGCAGCCUCAUUUUGAAAACUGCUCACAUUAUGUCUGAGGAUAAAAAUGACUUUUUAAAGCCUGUUGCAAAUGGCAGGAUGGUUAACAGCUGAAAGGCAUUCAUCUUUCCAGCUUGUGACCACACCGUGGAAGCAUUUACACUAGCUUUUUAUAUAUAUAAUAUAUAUUAUAUAAUGUAUAUUUUUUUUAAAGAAUAAUAUUGGGGUCAUGCAUUUCCUGUGGACUCUUUGAUACUUCAAGCCCCUCUCGCAUUAGCAUUCUGAAGAAAAAAAAAACUUACUUUACUAGGGUAAGGCGUUCACUUUCCACAGAUGAAUGGAAUUUGGACAUUGUUUUACUUAAGCUUAAAGCAGCUUUUUAUGAGUUUGUAGCAAUCCGGUGCGGUAUCUGAGCCAUUCUUGUUUAAAAUGGCUUCUGUAGAAAACUAACAACUCAGUUAUUUAAACUAGCAGGAUCCUACGAUGAUACAUCUAGUGAAAGGAAGACUAACUUAUUUGUCUCUAUUUUGUUUCAUGAGAGAAGAACUUGUCUUGUUGCAGCUGCUUUUUCCUUAGUUGUGGAACUUUGCAUGGAGUAUUGUUUCCUGAUUGAAGACUGAGAGGUGGGGAUUUGGACUUGAGACUUUUUACAGGGUUAACACACCAUUAGCUUUGCACUGCUGCGUUAUUUGCAGGUCUGUGGUGCAGUGCUUUGCUGCAGCGUUUUGUUUCCAUUUCCCCCCCGUGCAUGCACAUGCACACACACACACAUACACAUACACACACAAACACAUUUCUGCUUUAGUACUGUAGAUAUACACAUACACAGGCUACUUGUCCAAGUAAAGUUACCAGAAGUAAACCAAGUGCCUAAGUCCUCCAGCUAACAUUCUAGGUAUUGAUCUCCCAAGUUAUACACGAAACAAUUUUCAACCAUAUUGAGAAGUUAUGCACUAAUGUAACAGCAGUUUGUUCUUUUUUUAUUAAUGGUUCUCAACCUGCAGAUUGUAGAAUCCAGAUGACUUGGCAAAAAGUAUCAGGUGCUCUUUGCUUUCCUUUGAAAACCCUGUACGUAGUGUUUGCACUGACUAACAAGAUGGUAUUGCUGUUUUUGUACUGUUUUGUUUUUAAUUUAAACUAAAUAUUGGGAAUUUAAGGCAGUUAUUACCUUUUAUUUAGUGUUGUUAAUCAUAAUUUUAUAUUCAGGUUUAAUUUUUGCUUGUUCAGUGGCAACUUAUUUUCAAAGACUUUGAAAAUACAGUAAUAUAGCAUUAUUUGACCUUUAGAGCUCUGAAAAGUGUAUGAAUUUAUGCCCUGUUAAGAUGUGACUGAGAAUCAUGUUAGACGUGUCAGCUGAAGAUAGAUUUUUUUCAUAAAUGCACACAAAGUAGAGCCCUGGGCAUAUGUUUGUUUGGUUUUUAAGAAGCUUUUAAUCAGCUUUUUUUUUUUUUGAAAAGAAAGCAGGACUCUCCCUCCUGAUGAUUACCAUCUUGUUUGUCCUCUUACUUUUCUUUGUGACAAGUUUUACUUUUUUGUUUGUUUGUUUUAUUAACUUCUGUGAAGUUGUUUACUCUGAAAAUUGUACUGGAAUAUUUUAAGCCAAGCUGAUCUUUCACCAGGUGUACUGCAUGUAAGGGCUUUUCCUGCUAGCAAAAUGCUUAAAGAGGAUCAUGUUACUGGUCGUCUGAGUUGUUAUUUUACAAAAUCACAGCUAUGUGGUCGGGUAAGAUUUUGAUAACUGUUUUGUGCACGUUUCUGGGGGGUGGGGGUUGGCAUUUCCCUGAGGGUUACUGAUUAGACUAAGUAAAUAUUGGUGUUUGAUAUCUCUCCUAAUGAACCUGUCCAUGAAAUAAUUAUGUUGUAAAUAUACCUGAAAAUCCAAGGGUUAGUUUUGAUAUUCUGGUGUCAGUAUGGAAGAUCUUACACAUCUAUUUAAUACUCAAAUGUUAAGGAAUGUAUGUAGAAAAAACAGUCAAGUAGUCUUUUAGUUUCCUUUGGCUGUUGCUGUACCUUCCUAUAGCUAGUGCCACCUCAUAGCUAGGGUUAGAUUGAUGCUUUGUUUCACUUGCAACUCAAAGUGAAUGGAUACAAGAACCAGACCACCUUUGUCACCUUAACUUAUUUCCUAUUGAUGUUAAACUUAACUUAGAAUGUUAGACAUAAAUAUGAUUGUUGUAUAUUUUAUACCAAGACCAUUCUGUAAAUAUGAAUUUAUAUUACUUUUGAAAUGCUUCUGAGAUACUAUUAUUUGCUGUACAAUGUAAUUCCAAAACAGAUAUGCAAACAAGUAUGUCUCUUUCAUGGAUAUUUAAACAGUGAGAUCUUCCAUGUUGAAGGUGAUGUAAUUUUUUUAAAAGAUUUUUAAAUUUUAAAUUGCUAUUUUGUUACAAAAAUAGAGAAAAUAUAAAGGUUUGAGAAGUCCUUAUUUGCCCUCAGGGAAAGAGCCCUCUGUGCACCAGAACUCCACAGAACAUCUUCAGCAUGAUCUGAGGGUGAAUAUAUACUACAUAAAUUGAUUGUGUAUUUACCUUAACUUUUUAAUUUUAAAAUUGCAGUUUUAAAAACUUGGUUGUGCUCUGCUGGAGGGGGAUUGGAAUAAGCUGCUUACACACAUUUGCCUGUUUGUCCAGUGAAGUUACAUAAGCCUAACAUAUUCCUGCCAACCAUAUUGGCAUAUAUAAGAACAAAUGUAUCUAUAUACUCUUGCCUGCAGCAGGAGGUCCCAUGAUAUAGUAGUUCUCUAGGAUGACCAUAUACUUCAUAUGGAGAGUUGGUUCUUAACUGAGACUAGUUAUUUUCUUGAAUUUUUUAAUGUAGAGAAUGACAGGCAAAAGAAUUACCUGGGCAUUUAAAUAGCAUGCCAGCUUUUGUCUUACAGUUUAACACUGACUGUGUGAUUUUUGCCAUGAAACUAUGCCCUCCAGUGCCCUGACAAGUAGAAGCUACAGGUGGGAACCUAUAGUUCUGGCUUUCUUCCUUGGCGGAGUUUCAUCCCUUGACCCUAUGAACAAGUAUGUAUUCAUUUGUCUAGUUGCAAAUCAGGUGCCUUUGGGCUAUGGAAGGGCUUACUUUCUGACACUGAGAUAUAGUUACUAAUUUUUGUGCAUUAGUAGCAGUGGUUCCCAUUUAGGUUUUGGCCUAAGAUACCUUUGCUGUCAGGAAAAAAAAAAAGGCCCAUAGCAGACUGGGGAAAAGAGAUUGGCUCUUUUGCUUUGCUUGGACAAGCGUUUUGGGUUUGUUUGUUGUGGUUUUUUUUCUUUUGUUUUCCCCUCUUAGGGGUACAGCAGGGAUUUCACAUGCAAGAGAUACAGGAAUUAUUAGUAUCUAAGUUAAUUGUGUUGCCUCACUACCUGGAUUCAUUCCUUGUUUUGCCUCAUUUUCCACAUAGGUCUUAAUAGAGACUAAUGCUUGUGCUGGGAGAAUGCUUGUGUGAAAAGUAAUUAUCUGUACAUUCUUAACAUAUAAUUAUAGCAGAGUGAUAGCCCUGCUACUGAUAUUUUGUUCCUGUAAACAGGUGACAAGAAAUGAACCUUAGUGUUUAUGCAGAUUUUGCAUUGUAGAAUGUAUACUAGACCCUUCAAAGGAAAGGUUAGACUCUUUGCAAAGCAAACUGGCAUUGGUUCUUGGUAGUCUAGUACAGGGAUGCUGAAGUUUGACACUUGAUUUAAAAACAAAAAAAAAUGUACACAGCUGAUUGUUAAAUAAGCUCUUAAUUGCUCAUUGUAGACGUCUAAUCUGGCAGGUUUUAAUGCUUUGAUAACACGAUAGUGUUAUUGCACAGUUUUAAUUAUCCUGUGCUCAAGAGCUGAAUGCUGUUCUUGUAUAAUAGUGUACUGGGCUGGAUGAGGUACAAAGCAAUGCACAGUGGUCGGAAACAGCUGAGGAAAGAACACUUAAAAUAACUAUCUACACUCAGAGUAGUUCCAAACAUGUUUUUGUUUGCUUUCUUAAAGCACAAGUUGUCAAGUUGUAUCUGUUGCUGUACAUAGACACUGUAUGCCAGCAGCUCCUUGAUCAUCUUUGUGAACAGGUUCUUCAUUAUUAUUAGACUUAAAGGAAGAUGUUGAAUUUGAGAGUGUAACAAAAUGAGAAAUGAUCGAAUUAUCUAUAGUAUGUAAAAGUCCAUUCUUUAUGUUGUAGUUUGAUCCCUUCUGUUAGGCAGCUCCCUCUCAUUGAGGGACCUCUUCUGCAAGCAGAACACAACAAAUGUGCUUUGGAAUGACCAAGUUUUCAGGAUAACCGAGCAGUGCUUUGGCAGCAGGCAGCACUGUGCGUCUCUUUGCUGGCAAGGGAGCACAGCGAGGGAAGGGAGAUGUCGGUGACGGGGGAAGCCAAAAAGGAAUCGCUGACAUUCCCAAAUCCAAACGUAGCACUGCACCUCCAGUCGUAAUCGAGGCUGAACUCGAACAGAGCCUACGUUUCUCGCUGCCAAAAGCCAGGGUCGUUGCCCAGAGCCCAUUGACUUACCCAGAGUAGAUCUCCGUGAAUCCGAGGCAUGGGAUGCAUGCAUUUCGUAGCUGGGCAAGCAAGUAUAUUAUACGGUAGUUGUGAUACAACACACGUGGCUUUGAUUUGUACUGCACAUCCCCACUGUACAGCCACUCCGAAGUAUCGUGGUUAGCUUGCAGCAUCUGCUGUCCGCAUUUAUACUGUUUACUGCGUAUUCUUUUCCCUGGAAGUUUAAGGAAAUUUUUUUCUUGUUGCAUCGAUUACAUUUUAUAAAUUUGCUUAGCUGGAAAGUUUGGGAAAAGAGGCCUGUUUGUCAAUUGUACAACCGAUUGUGAAGCUCUAGUGUGAAUAUUUUUACGUCUGUAUUAGACAUUUUCUUUGCAAAUCUAUUGUUCGAUUGAAAUGUAAAUGAAAUAAAAGAUGGUGUACACCCAUCAUGUAUAAAGCAGGCACCAUCGCUACGAUGGAUUUAAUGCUCAUUUUUAUGGCGCAUUCUCAGCUUCUAUUUAAAACUAUAAUUUAAAAUCUGUAAAAUGAAAUGGGGUUAUAUGGGGGAGUAAAUUCUAUUCCGUUUAUUUCGGUUUGAGUUCCCGACUCGUCUGUUCCCUCGUGUUAGAGUAGGGGGGCCCCGCGCGGGGCGGCCGUGCGUGUUUGCUGUAGCACUGAAGUGAAGAGGUUUUAGCUUUGGCUGGUCACAGAGUAGAGCAUCAUGGUUUUCAGUGUUUGAGAGAAUCGAUUGAAGAAGUUUGCAGUAUUGACAUGUAUUUGCAUGCACAAAUAAAAAUUAUUUGUCCACCUUAA
This is a messenger RNA of Gallus gallus (chicken), 12755 nucleotides long. It is a transcript of the gene RC3H2, whose product is annotated as ring finger and CCCH-type domains 2. The transcript is spliced from 21 exons. Gene Ontology annotation, molecular function: metal ion binding. The record is from RefSeq and is a predicted model, not a curated record. The coding region runs from base 4044 to 7619 and encodes 1191 amino acids. NCBI's taxonomy places the organism in Eukaryota, Metazoa, Chordata, Aves, Galliformes, Phasianidae.